This is a messenger RNA of Vespa mandarinia (Asian giant hornet), 1463 nucleotides long. RefSeq names its product lipase 3-like. Gene Ontology annotation, molecular function: hydrolase activity, acting on ester bonds. The record is from RefSeq and is a predicted model, not a curated record. Gene Ontology annotation, biological process: lipid metabolic process. NCBI's taxonomy places the organism in Eukaryota, Metazoa, Arthropoda, Insecta, Hymenoptera, Vespidae.
UUGUAACAUCUUUGAACGGGCAAAGGCAGAAGAUUUGUUGACGUUUACUGACCUUGAUUUUAACUGAUUUAUAUAAAGAGUAUAGUUAUAGUAAAGAAAACUAAGCAACAUAUCGCUAUUAAGAUGAGGAUAAUUUUCGUAUUUUUCUUCACCAUCUGCAUUCUUGUCAAGAUGGUUGCAUGCUUGGAUAAUAUUUCUAUAAAUGAUGAACAAAUGAAAUAUACGCUCGAUAAUUCUACUGAGUUUAAUAGAAAAUCUAAUCCGGAUAUCGAUCUUAGUACAGACAAAUUGAUAAAGAAAUAUGGUUAUCCUUCUGAAAUACAUGUUGUAAUAACUGAUGAUGGUUAUUUUUUGACACUUCAUCGAAUUCCAGGAAAAUCCGGAUCACAUCCCAUAUUAGUUCAACACGGCUUAUUAGCGAGUUCUGCUGAUUGGGUGAUUUCUGGUCCAAAAAAGGGUCUUGCCUAUUUAUUAGCUGAUGAAGGAUAUGAUGUAUGGCUUGGUAAUUUUCGCGGUAAUACGUAUUCAAAAGCACAUAAAAGUUUGUCAACGGCAGAUCCGAAAUUUUGGAAUUUUAGUUGGCAUGAAAUGGGUAUAUAUGACCUACCAGCGAUGAUUUCAUAUAUUACAAAUCUGAAACAAAGUAAUUUGACAUACAUUGGUCAUUCUAUGGGAACAACAACAUUUUAUGUAAUGUCAAUUAUGAGACAAGACAUUGCUAAUAAAGUUCAAAUGAUGUUUAGUCUUGCCCCAGUUAUUUACGUGACUCAUAUGAAAAGUCCUAUACGAUUUUUGGCCCCUUUUUCUCGUGAUUUACAGUUUCUCGCACGUUUUUUAGGUCAAAAUGAAUUUCUUCCACAUAAUAAUUUAAUAAAAUUUCUUGCUAAAUAUGGUUGCGAUAUGACUUCUAUAGAAACUGCAAUAUGUCGUAACAUAAUAUUUUUACUUGCUGGAUUUGAUGAACCUCAAAUGAACGCUACGUUAUUACCUGUAAUUUUGGGUCAUGCGCCAGCUGGAUCUUCAAUUAAAACAUUUGUACAUUAUUUGCAAGAAGUGAAUUCUGGAAAGUUUCGACAAUUUGAUUACGGCACACCGGAAAAUUUAAAAAUUUAUAAUAGUAUUGAACCACCUGAUUAUAAUAUAUCUAAAAUUUCAGUACCUAUAGCACUUUAUUACUCUGAAAACGAUUGGUUUGUUAAUAUUAAGGAUUUACUUCAAAUAUCAAUGGAAUUAAAAAACAUCGUUGAUAUGUACAAAAUACCAUAUGAAAAGUUUAAUCAUAUCGACUUUAUGUGGGCUAUAAAUGCCCCGGAAUUAGUUUAUAGUAGAAUAUUAAAUACAUUAAAAGAUAGAGCAUAAAGAUAGUAAAAGGAACAUUUCCGAUAUUGACAGAUGUAUACAAGUUUUUAUGUUUUCUCCAAUAUCUUAAUAUAUUAGUUACUUAAUUAAAUAUUUUCAUAACA